Messenger RNA from Acanthopagrus latus (yellowfin seabream), 2091 nucleotides. RefSeq names its product E3 ubiquitin-protein ligase rnf213-beta-like. The transcript has 7 exons. Bases 113 to 1807 code for a protein of 564 amino acids. NCBI's taxonomy places the organism in Eukaryota, Metazoa, Chordata, Actinopteri, Spariformes, Sparidae. The record is from RefSeq and is a predicted model, not a curated record.
GUCAGAUCAGGUCUGUAGUUACUGUCUGACAGACAGCUGGUGAGAACAACAGGAACAGAAAAGAGACAGAAAACAGGGAGAAGGGGCUCCCCUGAGAGAAGAGUCCCUACAGAUGGAGGAGGGAGCAGGAAACCUCCAGAGCACCUCUGGGUCACAGGCGGAGACCCAGAAGAAGGAUGAUGAUGUUGCCACCAAAAGACCCCAGAAUAGGAAUAAGAGACGAGGAGCGUCCUAUGCCAUCAGGAAAUCUCAAGACCAAGAGAGGAGGAAGAAGAGGAAUCAAAGAAAAAGAAGGAGCAUCUCAAACAUAAAAGAAGAUGUAGGUGUUGAAGGUGAAAACUCAGAAGAAGUCGAGAUGGAGGUUGCGGAGACUCAAAGCACCCAUACUGAGGAGAAUCUGCCUGAAGGAACGCAACACGUGGAUCAUCAAUCAGAACAGAACUUACAAACUGCGGAGAACAUCAGAGAGCAACGCCACAAAGAUGUCAAGAUGGUGCAAGCUCAGACCCAAACAGCGAAACGUAAAGGCAAAAACAAAAUCACACAAACUCAAGUUGUUCGUCAGACCGACCAGGAAACACAGACGGAUUUCCCAAAACAAGAGGACGCACACAGUGAAAAGACUCGACCGAAAAAAGACAAACACACAUCUGAAUCCAAACUGCAAGGUGCUCCUCAGACUGAAAAUCCAGACGAUGUCGGAGCAUCGUCAGACUCAGCCAUGGAGCAAAAACCUCAGAAAGCAUCUGAAGAGGAGAAUCCGUCUGCAGGAUCCUCAGUCGAUCCCAUAGACUCCCAGGCAGAUAAAGGUGCCAAACAGAAGUCUUACGCCAAUGCUGUGUCUGGAGAGGGCACGAGUCAGAAACAGUCCGACGCAGAAGCCUCCGGAGCGGCGGAUAAAACCACGAAACCACCCCACAGCUCACGUGAUCGCAGCCCAGUGAGACCUCCACCUGGUGUGCCCAUGUUCAGCUUUCACAUCUACGCUGUGCUCGACAAAAAGUUCAGAUUCAACCAGGAGUGUGACACACUUCUACUGUGUUACGAUGGCGGGUAUUUACCCUUUCAGAUGACACAUUUUGUUGGACUUAAAGAGGGAGGAUAUCUGGUCGAAGCCAGUCUUUUCGUUGAAGAAUGCAGCCUGCAGAGAGGCAGGUGGUGGACUUAUUGGUAUGGUGUAAAGCAACGACAGAAAGAGAUUCAUGGAAUUGCCACAAGACGUAUUCAGAUUCCAUGGGAUCCCAACACUAAAGAGCUGCACAUUUAUGAAGGCUUCAUUAGUCGUCAGGAGGAGCAAGGUUUCUGGAAAUCCAACUUAAAUAACAUGCUCGGGCGGAAUCGACUCAAAGGAGUCGAGAUAUCAGACAUCUGGCAGGCCGCAGCGAGAACUCUGCUGAACAGAAUCUUCCAGAAAUGGUCCCCGUCAGACAAACAGAGCACUGAGCGCUUGUGUGACAACUUGAGUCAUUUCACGAUGAGUCUCGGUUCUGCACAUGAAAGGAUGGAAUUUGAAGAUAGAUCACGACCUCCUCCAGUCACGACACUAGAGCUGAUAUCAGAGACUUUGGUUCAGAUCUUGGAUGGAGAACCAAAGGCGAAGUUACCAGAAAGCUGUAAGAGCUCCGGUCCUCUUGUUCUGGGCCUGUCCAUCUUCCUGGUCACCAGAAGUUGUAACAUCAACCUGGGAGUGAAAGGCUGGGCGGAGCUGUGUCGCCUGGUGUCCUCACAGACCGCAAUGGACAAAAAAAAUCUGGACGGGCUGCUCAGUUCUUACCAAAAUGCAGUUCAACAGAAGCUUUUAGGUUGACAAACUUUCCGCUGCAUCUCUUGGUCUUCCUCAGGAUGGAGUUUGCUCAGUUUUUAUUUGUGUCCUCGUCACUAUUGUUGAAUUUUUGCCUAAAAACAGUCAAAUUUGAAUGUCAAAAAUAUCAGAAUUAGCCUUAAAAAUGUACAUUUCUAUACAGAAACACAGAGGACGUGGUCUUGAUGUCUUCACUGGUUACCAUGAACCUGAGAUGCAACAAUAUCUGAGGUCUUGAUGUGUGACCCUGUGUGACACAUUCUCUAUUCCUUCCUUUCAGUAUUGUGUUG